Molecule: messenger RNA, 6127 nt
Organism: Lagopus muta (rock ptarmigan)
Lineage: Eukaryota; Metazoa; Chordata; Aves; Galliformes; Phasianidae
Gene: RBFOX2
Product: RNA binding fox-1 homolog 2
Exons: 13
Coding region: 2855-3991 (378 amino acids)
Biological process (GO): nervous system development; regulation of alternative mRNA splicing, via spliceosome
Cellular component (GO): nucleus; cytoplasm
Molecular function (GO): mRNA binding
Source: RefSeq, a predicted model, not a curated record
AGAAAAGCUGUCUCUUCACAGGCGGGGUCCGUUUGUGUGUGGCUACAUGCUCGGGCUGUGCCAGGCUGGAUGGAGGGGGAUGCCCAUGGGCACAUUCUGGAGUUGCUAUGCACAGCUUUAUAUGCAGGGUGCUCCCUGCCACCACCGUUAUGCAGUGCGGGAUGGCGCUGAGCGUGUGCGGUCAGUGUGUGCCUGGGAGCUGGCACCUCAGAGCUGCCUGAUUUGGAGAAAGAGGUGCUGGGGAGGAUGGGGUGCUGCUGGAGCACUUGGUGAAACGGGAGGGCAAAUGGAAAUUCACCUAGAGCUUUGGGAUGCGGUUGGGCUAGAUGACCUUAGUGGUCUUUUCCUACUGUAAUGGAUCUUAGAUAUCCUUGUGGACCGCACAUUGUUCGCAUUGCUUGACCUUGCAUUAUAGCUGUCUUAAGAGCAUGCAGUACCCAGGCUAGGAUUGCAGGGUUUGCACUGCAUAGUGAUGCACUGAUGUUGAGGAAGAUGCACGUGUGAGAAAAGCCCGACAGUAAGGAGCAGAGCUUGGGCUUCCCCUGGCUGGGGCUCUGGGGAUGAUGAUGAUGCUCGCUUAGGUGAGCACCGCAGUGCUGGGCUGCAUGGGGGACGGUGGCAUCUUGAGGGCGAUGUCCCCGUCCACAGCAUGCUGCAGUGGCGUGGCCUCAUUCACAGCUUGUGAACUUGCUUCCUUGGGGCUCCAUUUAGCUUAUGAAAAGUCCACGCUGCUGGUACCUGGAGCUGCUGAAUGAAUUCGGCAUUGCUGUAGCAGUGCCUUGCUCUGCUUGGUUCCAUCUCCAGACGCCGCUGUCUGCCUUGUCUGUUGCUUUUUAGGGAGCAGCUUGCCCGUUUCCUUUGGAAAUCUGGGAGAUGAGCUCUUGUAUAGGCACGAGGGGAUGGUGAGACAAGGUAGAUUGCAGCUGGUGAGGAGAAUGGAAAUAGUGAUAGACGGGAGGUGCUGGAAGGGAAGAAGAGGAAACCUAAAUAGCUAAUUGAGAGCAAGAGCUCAGAUUCAUUAACAGAAAGCACCCUGCUCUGAUUCACCCCCCCUCCCCCCCCCCGCUUAAUCCUAAAUCGGUGAAAAUGAGUGUUAAACGGAGCCCAGUACAACAUGUGCUAAUUGCAGAUGAAAGAGAAACUCUUGGGUGGAUGGGAAUUCCACGUUUAAGGGCUUUUUCUCCUUGUGGUGCAUGGCGAGGCUGCUGGCUUGCGCGGAGCACAAAGCCCUCCCUUUCUUGGACAGCCCAGUGCCGUGCUGGCGUUUUCCUCCGAAUCUGUUUCCCAUCAGAGCUGGGAGAGGGGGAAGGUGUUGAGCAUCUCAGGGGGCGGGAGGGGAGCUCUGCCUCUGUCGGGAGUCCCACAGCCCAUGUGGCAGUGCUGCGCGCAGGGCCGUGUGCCUUUGUAAUGAAUCACCCCGCCAUUGUCUGCUCCCCUCCCUGCUGCCGCGAUGGAGCUUUCACCUGGGCUGCUGCCUGCGCGCGGGCCUUCUUCCAAGCUGGGAAGAGGAGGAGGAGGAGGAAGGGCUACUCGCCGUAAUUAAAGCCAGAGCAGGGAAAGCUGCUAUUUCCAGCCUGCAGCACCCCGGUUUCCCUCCUUCUCCGCCUCGAGUGGCUGCCUUUUGAUGUGGGUGUAGGCAGGAACAUCUGAAGGUCCCCUUUUGUGAGGUUGUGGGAUCACUGGGCUCCAUUUUGCGGCACCAUCCGAGGUGCCUUUGCUGCCGGUGUGCCCCCUCCUGUCCCCCAGCACCCCUCAGCAGCUCCAGCCAGAGCCGUUUAUCUUGGCACGUGUUUCGCUCGCUGUGCUCUGCCCAGGGCUCAGGGAGGUGAUGGCGUUUGUGGCUUUGAGACUAAUUUAUGUCCUUGUUAAAACGAACCAGCGAGCAGUCUCAUUUUUUCCAGAGGUUUUCAUCCCUUCCCCCUUCCAUAACCCUUUCCCUCCCAGACCCCAUGUGCAGCUAGAGACAACCUUGCACGGCCCAAAGUUGCUCGUUCAGCCAAUGAUUUAAAAAAAAAAAAAAAAAGGGAAAAAAAAAAAAAAAAAGACAGAGCUCCAUAAAUGGAGAUCUUAUUUAAAUCGGAGCAGCAGCUGACUCAUUAAAGGCCUCUCUAUCUCCUUUUCUUUACUCUGCCUUGUUCUUUUCCCCUGUCUCCCUACCUCCCAUGACAGCGGUCUGUGCUCGCUCUGGGCUCAGGCAGUGGGGGUGGAUUUGGGGACCAGAGAUCAUGCCCAUCAUGACAGCCACCUCACAAAUGUGCGAAGCAUCCUGUUGUAGGAGAUCAUCCUCCUUUGUUUGAACUGUCUGCAGGGGAGCCCGAGUGCCAGGACAGCCUCUCCUCCUGUCCCCGUAUUGCUUCUUUGGGAUCUCCUUCCUUCUGGCAAGCUGGAUGCUCCAGCAUCUCCUCCUUCCCCCUUUCCCCACCCUUCCCUCAAAAAAAGGGGGGUGGUGGUGAAGAAAGAGCUUUUUCCUCACACUGAGGGAUUCACUUGGGAGCUAUCGCUAUUCCCCAGCCCUUUUCCUUGCUUGGAGGAUGGCAGCCCCCUCUCCCUCAGCUUAUUCGCUAUUUGCUCCUUGGUUUGGUGUCCCCCUUGCAUGAGCUGUCUGAAGGGGAUUGCUCUUCUUGUAUCCCACGGCCUCAUGCUCUUUUUCUUUCAUUGCCGUUCUGAACGCGGUGCUUGUUUAUGCGUUACCUGACUUUCUGCCUCUGUGUACCCCCUAGUUCUUGCCUCCCUUCUGCUGUUUGUCGUAGGACCUCGGUUUAGCGCUGCGGGCACCAUGUCAGCAGCAGAGGUUUGUGUGAGAGGAGUCCUGGCCAGGCCCUUUUCCAGGAGAAUCUCCCCCGGAGAUUGAAGGAUGGACCUGCAGCUCGCUUGCCCUGAUGGUAACCAGGAGCCAGCAGCAACUCCUGAUGCAAUGGUGCAGCCAUUCACCACAAUCCCAUUUCCGCCACCCCCACAGAACGGGAUUCCCACAGAGUACGGGGUGCCACACACUCAGGACUAUGCAGGCCAGACCAGCGAGCACAAUCUGACGCUCUACGGGAGCACGCAGCCGCACGGCGAGCAGAGCACGACCACAGCCAGCACGCAGAACGGAUCUCUCGCACAGACAGAAGGAGGGGCACAGACAGAUGGACAGCAAUCACAGACACAGAGCAGUGAGAACACCGAGAGCAAAUCCACUCCAAAACGACUUCAUGUGUCUAACAUUCCCUUCCGCUUUCGAGAUCCUGACCUUCGACAGAUGUUUGGGCAAUUUGGCAAAAUCCUUGAUGUAGAGAUAAUCUUUAAUGAGCGCGGCUCCAAGGGAUUCGGGUUCGUAACUUUCGAGAAUAGUGCUGAUGCAGACAGGGCCAGGGAGAAAUUACACGGCACCGUGGUAGAGGGCCGUAAAAUCGAGGUUAACAACGCCACAGCACGAGUGAUGACCAAUAAGAAGAUGGUCACGCCAUAUGCAAAUGGUUGGAAGUUGAGUCCUGUGGUUGGAGCGGUGUACGGCCCUGAGUUAUAUGCAGCGUCCAGCUUUCAAGCAGAUGUCUCGCUGGGCAAUGACGCCGCAGUGCCCCUGUCAGGAAGGGGGGGUAUUAACACUUACAUUCCUUUAAUCAUUCCAGGCUUCCCCUAUCCAACUGCAGCCACCACAGCAGCCGCGUUUCGGGGAGCCCACCUGAGGGGCCGAGGAAGGACGGUUUAUGGGGCAGUCCGGGCAGUACCUCCUACAGCCAUCCCUGCCUACCCAGGAAUAGUCUUACAGGAACCAAUCAUUAGCGCUAAAAUACCUCAGGGUGGAUACGCAGCCUACAGAUAUGCACAGCCUGCUACUGCAACAGCAGCCACGGCCGCUGCAGCCGCUGCAGCAGCUUACAGCGAUGGUUAUGGCAGGGUGUACACAGCAGAUCCUUACCAUGCCCUUGCCCCUGCCGCUAGCUACGGAGUUGGCGCUGUGGCGAGUUUAUACCGAGGUGGCUACAGCCGAUUUGCCCCCUACUGAAGUGACGUGAGCCCCCUGCAAGUGGGACAGCCCCCCCAGUUCAUGAGGCCUGGCUAUUGCAAUAUUUACUAGUAGAGGAACUCUAUAGCAAGACGAGGAGGAAAAACAAAAACAAAAGAGAAUACUUUUUUAUACCUCACUAUGUUCUUUGAAUAUGUAUUUUUUUUUUCCUUUAAAUUUCUGCCUUUAAUUCUUUUGUUCCAAAGAUUGUGCUUUUUUUUUUUUUUUUUUUCCGGAUUUUUUUGUUUGGUUGGUUGUUUUUUUGGUUUUUUUGUUUUUUUUUUUUUGUUUUUUUUUUUUAAUUUUAACUGUGGUAAAAAAAGAAAAAAAAGAAAAAAAAGAAAAAAAAAAGAUAAUGCAUUUCCGUGUGUGUAUGUUGGUGCAUAGCUUAUCCUACCAAUCACGGAAAAGGCGAUUAGCGAUAAGGAAAGCUGUUAGAAACUGCUAUUAAUCAGGAACACGCAGACAGAGUUACUGCCCUGGGACUGGUGCUCAGUGCCCAGGAGGCGGGAGGACGUGAGGGAGAAGUCUCCACCUGCCGUGUUUCUGCUCCGCAGAAGGAAGCGCUCUUUGGCUGUGGCUGGGACCUAAAUGCUGGUGGGAGAUUUUGCAUAUGGAGAAGGGGGAAAUGCGGAGACUUCCCUCCUUUUUCUUUUUAUCAGCACCCGACGACGCGCACGGGUUUGGGACAGUUGCAGCAGUGUCAGGAUUUUAGACUCGGCGAGAGAAGAUGUCCUCAACCUGCCCAAAGACUUUGGCUGUUACCGCUGCACAGGGGACAAGACUUUGAAUGGAGUUUUUGAGGAGGAGGAUCCUUCCCUCCCGCACACACAACUUACUCUAGCUGAUCGUUGUCCAUUGCUGGUGGCUGUAACUCUCUUAGUUUUCCAUCCUCCUUUUCGAGACCCUUCUCCCUUGCUGUCCCUUUGCUCCCUCUCUUCCUCGAGGAGCGGCUGAUGCAGUGCAGCAUCUCACAGUACCUCUGCUGCGGACAGCAAGCGGUUCCAGCUGAGUGCAGCCGUGACGAUGAAGAAAGCUGUGGCUGAAGAAGCGUGCAUCAGUGCUGACAUCCAGCCAGCGAGGUCUCUCCUUCUGCUCAUCCUGAGCUGCUUAGACACUGCAGCGAGCAAUCUGUUUCAAGUAACGUGAAUGAGGAAAAGCAAGUCAGUGUAUAAGCUGCUGAGGUGAGGGGCAUAUGCACGUGGGUUUGUCUGGGGGAAGAGCGUCCUUUAUGUUCAAACGUGAUCCUGGUUUUGUUUCGGUCAGGAGUUUGGGAGGAGGCAGAAGCAGUUUGUACAAGCUCUGAAUUCAUAGGAACUUCCCACCACAAGCUAUGUAUCCAAGGCCCUUUCAGUCAGAUUGGAGCCCUGGGUCCGUUCUGCCCAGCCUCCCAUAGAAAGUUGCACGCCUGGGCUGCUGGGUCCAUAAUGACACUACAUAAGACAAGAUUUGGAAGCGGAGAGCCUGUUUGGGGUACAGCUCUGUGACUCCCCCAGCACUGUCUCCCUUCUCUCCCCAGCAGCGAUUUGGCUGGGCCACAAGGUUGGCGUUCUUGGCUGACCUCCAUCCUAGGUUCCCAGCAGCCCCGGUGCUCAGAGGGAAGUGCUUUUACACCAUCCCUAAGCUGCGUUAGAGAAGCGUGGUUUCACUGAGCUGCCUCAACUCUUGCUUCUUGGAAGGACUUCUUGGAGCAUGGGUUUGUUGGUGGACCCUCUCCUACUCCUGCCAUACCCUUGCUUCUCCAUCCACUGCUGAUAGCAGAAUAGGAAACCUCCUGCAUUUAACACUAAGCAAUGUCUACAAGCUGGGCUCCUGGGAAGGUGUCCUGGCCCAGCCAUGCACAGCCAUGCAUUCUUUGCUCUCCCCCAGUGAAACGCAGCCUCUCUGGGUGCAGCAGAGGGGAAGAAUGGGGAGGCCGUUAGUUAAGCUAGAGACCCUAAAGCUAUUGAUUCUCUGGAGGAAUAGCUAGAAAAAGGGGACACCAAACUGCCAGCCUGUUGGCCACCUUUUGCUGUUUUGUUUUGUUUUGUUUUCUUUUGUUUUGUUUUUUUCCUGGUUUUAUUGUUGGUUUUUAAUUUUUUUUUUCCAAGCCAAAGUUUGGUUUGUUGCUGUUGUGACUAUUUUUUUUUGUUUGUU